AUGAGCAAAACACCCGUUCUCGGUUCUUUCAAUCAUCUAUCACUUUGUGUCGGUGAUUAUGAAGAAAGUAUUAAAUUUUAUGAUUCUUUUCUAACCCAGCUUGGAUAUAAACAGAAAAUUAUUAAUGAUAAAUAUACGAUGUGGAUUAAUUCACUUAGCGGAGGACAAAUUGCUAUUUCUCCAACUCGUCCAGAAAAUAAAGAAUCCAAACAUGUUAGAUAUUCAGUCGGAUAUCAUCACAUAGCAUUAAAUGCUUCGUCUCGUGAACAAGUCGAUAAAUUUCAUGAAUUUUUAGUGAAAAACGAUUAUAAAGUUUUGGAUGAACCAAAAGAAUACGAUUAUGUUCCUGGUUAUUACGCUGUGUUUUGGACGGAUCUUGAUGGUAUGAAAUUUGAACUUUGUCACGUUCCCAUACCAAACGUUCAAGAAGACCAUACUCCUACCCCUAAAGCUGAUAGCGUAGAAGAAACGAAUGGCGAUAAGAGUGACAUUCCGAUGAGACCUGAAGGAAAGGAUCACGAAAAUAGCGGCGAAUCAGAUGAAAACGUCAACGUAAUCGGAACCGUUACUGAGAAACCAAAUAUUCACCUUCCAAAGAAUAUCACGGUCCCAACUGGUAAUAAAUUCAAAUUCUUGCUUUCAGCUUAUGGGGUGCAGAUUUAUAAAUGUGUAGUUAAUAAAGAUGGUGUUCCAAAUAAUUGGACUCAAGUGACUCCCGAUACGUAUUGCGUGAAUGAUAAACGCACUGAAUCUUUUGUACCAGAAUAUGAAGUUGCCUAUCAUUACUUUCUAAAAAAACCUAUUCACGAAGGUAGGGCCGUGUGGGAAUCGUUGGUGAAAGGAGAUGAUUCUUUAUUGGUGGCGAAAAGUGUCGCAACAAAUGUUUCACCUGAUGGAAAUAUGCAUCUUCCAUGGCUUGUUAAUGAGGUCACUUAUCAUGAAGGCAAAGGAAGAUUUAGCGAUAUCACUUAUGUCCUACGGGUCAACACUGUAGAAGGAAAUCCUCCUCCUAAUGAAUACUGUGGAAUUCAUUAUCAAGGUGGCGCAAUCGUGAAAGUGGCUUAUUCGGCUGAUUAUUG
Messenger RNA from Funneliformis caledonium, 1079 nucleotides. Lineage: Eukaryota; Fungi; Glomeromycota; Glomeromycetes; Glomerales; Glomeraceae. The record is from the annotation of a GenBank genome assembly.